AUGUUCACAGAGGAGAUCGCAGAAGACUCAGAGUGCCCCACGUCAGCAACGACCACAGCCUUCUCAGGGACAGAUAUAUCAUAUUCAGGGUCAGGAACCAGCGACUACUCAGUAUUCUACCGCGGCGUCUUCUCAUCAGGCACUUCCAGUACAGUCGGAGUUUUAUCCACCCCAUCCUUACUCAGCAUAUCGGCAGCAGCCUUAGUCUCAGUAUCAGCAGCCGGUUCCCGCACCUACGAUGCCAGCGCAGACCACUUCAGGGAUACCACAGCCGAGCUCAGAGAUUUAUUGAUAGAUACUGGUAGUUCUCAUUCAUUCAUAUCUCGAGUAUUUCUGGGUAAAAUCGGGAGAUUGCCUAGUCGUCGGACACACGGGCUGACAGUAUCUCUACCAUCUGGCGAGGUAUUGGAGAUGGUGGAAUUUGACAUUAUUUUGGGCAUGGAUUGGCUGGCCAUGAACCAUGCCACAGUUGAUUGCAGAGCAAGAGUAGUCAUAUUCCGACCUCCCGGUCUACCAUCGUGGACAUUCAUCGGAACUGAGGGUGAAGGGAUAUCAGUCAUAUCAGCUAUGCAAGCGAGGAGAUUACUGUCGCAGGGUUGUCAGGGAUAUUUGCUAGUAACAAUGGUUAAAGCUGAUACGGAUGCAUUACCACGACUCUCGGACGUUCCUAUUGUUCGAGAAUUUUCAGAUGUAUUCCCUGACGAACUCCCCGGGUUGCCUCCUAAAAGGUAA
Molecule: messenger RNA, 732 nt
Organism: Zingiber officinale
Lineage: Eukaryota; Viridiplantae; Streptophyta; Magnoliopsida; Zingiberales; Zingiberaceae
Exons: 4
Coding region: 1-732 (243 amino acids)
Source: RefSeq, a predicted model, not a curated record